AUGUCAGCAGAGACCACAAGCAGCUUGACUCCUGCAGGAGACAGCCAUGUACCUGUGACCAGUGGUAGUCCCAAGGCCACAAAGGCAACCAGAGCAGUAGUGGUAGACAUUGGCACAGGUCUCUGCAAGUGUGGCUUUGCAGGGGACCCGUGGCCUUCCUGCGUUGUCUCAUCGACGGUUGGUAAGCACAUGUCAGGGAGCAAUCAGAAAGGAACCUUUGCUGGGCAAGAGCUUUGGAACAGCACAGCACCCUUCACACUCAGUGCCCACGCAAAGCAUGACUUCCUGCUGGACUGGAACUGUGUCCAAGGUACUCUGGAGCAUAUUUUCCAGAGAGAGAUGAAGAUUCAGACAGAGGACCAUGCUGUUCUGGUGUCAGUGCCCCUCUCGUGUCCCUUCAUUUACAAGAGCAGAUACACAGAGAUGCUGCUGGAGGGAUUUCACAUGCCUGCCAUCCACGUUGCCUAUCAGCCCCACUUAUCCAUGUUCUCCUACGGGAGAACCUCAGCUCUGGUGGUGGAAAGUGGCCAUGGCACUUCACAGGUGGUUCCCAUCUACGAAGGUUACGUUUUAAAUGGCAUCACUAAGAGCGUAGCUUACGGUGGCUUGGACAUCACAUGUUUUCUCAGGAAGUUACUGAAUGAGUCUGGAACUGUGCUCACAGGGCAGCAGCUAGACAUCGUGCAAGACAUCAAAGAGAAGUGUUGCUACACUUCUCUGAACUUCACAGAGGACUUGAGUUUGCCUGUGGAGCGACAAGAGAUGGGUUAUAAGCUGCCGGACGGACGCCUCCUGACGGUAGGCAAGGAGAGAUUCCUUUGUGCCGAAGCACUCUUCCAACCAGACUUGCUCGGCUCACAGGAGCCAGGCCUUUCACAGCUGGCACUUGCCUCCCUCAAGAAGCACAAACAUGACAUCAUCAAGACAAUGAUGGGGAACAUCUUGCUGUGUGGGGGCAGCACCAUGAUGGAGGGCUUUGCUGACCGCUUCUGGAUGGAACUGGCCAUGACAUGCCCCAGUGACAGCCUCAGCAUAACUGCAUCCCCUCACAGGAAGUUUUCUGUCUGGGUUGGGGGCUCUAUCCUGGCCUCACUACACUCUUUCCAGGACCUCUGGAUCUCCAGGAGUGAGUAUGAAGAAUAUGGUCCCGUCUGCAUCCGGAAGAAGUGCUUCUGA
Indicator indicator is the source of this 1176-nucleotide messenger RNA. RefSeq names its product actin-like protein 7B. Gene Ontology annotation, cellular component: nucleus; cytoplasm. The transcript has a single exon. The coding region runs from base 1 to 1176 and encodes 391 amino acids. NCBI's taxonomy places the organism in Eukaryota, Metazoa, Chordata, Aves, Piciformes, Indicatoridae. The record is from RefSeq and is a predicted model, not a curated record.